Molecule: messenger RNA, 2433 nt
Organism: Penicillium taxi
Lineage: Eukaryota; Fungi; Ascomycota; Eurotiomycetes; Eurotiales; Aspergillaceae
Exons: 10
Coding region: 1-2433 (810 amino acids)
Biological process (GO): sterol biosynthetic process
Cellular component (GO): membrane
Molecular function (GO): oxidoreductase activity, acting on the CH-CH group of donors, NAD or NADP as acceptor; hydrolase activity
Source: RefSeq, a predicted model, not a curated record
AUGAGAGUAACCCGCUCUCAAACAGGGAAAACCCCCAAGAAAAUGGAUCGCCCAGGCUUCAUCGAAACUCCCGGUCGUCGCUCAAACCGUACCAGCCCUGUCGUUGACGGGAGCGAAAUUGAAACCUCCUCCCUUGCUGACACUUCCAAGGCUGCCACCCACCGUCGCACGUCAGACAAGGUCAAGAUCGAGGAGACCGACACGCCAUCGAAGCCUGCAGCUAAUGGCAAGGUCGUCACCCCCGAGAACCCGUCGAAGUCUCGCCUCAUCGACGGCUGGGAGCCAGGUCUCGAUCCGAAAAUCGACUACAGUGGACACUACGAGUUCGGCGGUUCAGUGGGUGUUCUGGCUAUGAUGAUUGGAUUCCCUCUGCUUAUGUACUACAUGUGGAUUGGCGCAACCUAUUAUGAUGGCAAGUUUCCAAGCCGGGAGGAGGGGCAGAGCUUCUCGGAGUUUUUCGCUCACCUCGGCCAUCUGGUGUAUACUGGUGCUUUCCCGUCACUUAAAGCUUGGACUAUCUAUUGGGUAUUUUUCAUUUUCGAGGGUGCAUGCUACGUGCUUCUUCCUGGAAUCUCCAUGACAGGUCGACCACUGCCGCACAUGGGCGGCAAGCAGCUGCCAUACUACUGCUCUGCCAUUUGGUCUUUUUAUACUAGCAUUGUGUUGGGAGUGGCUCUUCACGUGACUGGUCUUUUUAAGCUGUACACCCUUAUUGAUGAAUUUGGCCCUCUUCUUAGCGUUGCCAUUUUAUCUGGGUUCUUAGUCUCUUUCGUGGCCUACUUCUCGGCUCUGGCUCGUGGUGCAGAACACCGUAUGACCGGAUCCCCGAUAUACGACUUCUUCAUGGGCGCGGAGCUUAACCCACGUAUGUUCGGAAUUCUCGACUUUAAAAUGUUCUUCGAGGUCCGCCUUCCUUGGUUCAUCCUGCUGUUCCUGUCCAUGGGUACUGCUGCCCGUCAAUAUGAAAACUACGGAUAUGUGUCCGGCGAGAUGGUCUUCCUUUUGAUGGCUCACUUCCUCUAUGCAAACGCCUGUGGUAAGGGUGAGGAGUGCAUUAAGUGGGGUUUCAUGCUGAUCUUUUGGAAUCUGGCUGGUGUACCUCUGAGCUACUGCCAUUGCACCAUAUAUAUUGCGAAUCACCAUCCCUCGGAGUACCACUGGAAUCGGUUCUUCCUUGCGUUCCUGUUCGUCGCCUACCUCUUUGUAUACUGGGUCUGGGAUACUACCAACAGCCAAAAAAAUCGCUUCCGCCAGCAAGAGCGUGGCACUCUUGUGCACCGAAAUACCUUCCCCCAGCUGCCAUGGCAGACUGUGAAAAAUCCGAAGACUAUCACUGCUGACAAUGGCUCCAAGAUUCUUGUUGAUGGGUGGUAUGGUAAGGCUCGCAAGAUCCAUUACACCUGUGAUCUUUACUUUGCCCUUAACUGGGGCUUGAUCACCGGAUUUUCUAGUCCAUUCCCCUGGUUCUACCCGCUCUUCUUUGCCUGUAUGAUCUCUCACCGUGCUCUUCGUGAUAUCCAAAAGUGCCGGACCAAGUAUGGUGAGGCCUGGCUUGAAUAUGAGCGACAGGUGCCUUACCUGUUUAUUCCCGUGAUAUCAAUCUUAUUAUACUGCGUUAUGCUCAUCAAAGAGACUGUUCACGAUGUUGCCACUACGGCAGACGGCCAGAGUUCAAUGCGAAUCUAUGUCUUUCACCCCACCAUUCCAGGAUAUCCUCAAGCUCGAUUCCCUGGUGUCGUUGUAUUCAGCGAGAUCUACCAAGUAACUGGUCCUGUUGCACGCUUUGCACGACAAAUUGCUGGCCAGGGCUACAUCUGUGCUGCCCCGUCGAGCUACCAUGAAUUCACAGGUCCAGAGCCAAUGCAGUACAAUACUGAAGACACUGACAAUGGCAAUAAGUGGAAGAUUACCAAGAAACUAGCAGCUUAUGAUGAAGAUGCCACUCUAAGCGUUGAUUACCUGCUCUCACUUUCUACUUGCAAUGGCCUUGUCGGUGCGACUGGUAUGUGUCUUGGUGGUCAUCUCGCGUACCGAUGUGCCCUGGAUAGCCGAAUCAAGGCCGCUGUGUGCUAUUUUGCGACAGACGUCCACAGCCAUACCCUGGGACGAGGCAAGAAUGAUGAUAGUCUGGCCAGAGCUGCGGAUAUCAAGGGUGAACUACUGAUGAUAUUCGGCAAGAAUGACAACCAUGUGCCGCCGGAGGGCCGUGAUCUGAUCCGCAAGACGUUACAUGAGAAGAAAGUCUUGUUUAGCUUCUACGAGAUUGCGUGGGCUCAGCACGCCUUUAUCCGUGAUGAGCUCAGCAAGGGCCGCUAUGACCCAGCCAUUACAAAGGCCUGCUUUGAGAUGCUGCUAGAACUAUUUGGCCGUACCUUGAAGCUUGAUCUUGGUGCACAUGACGGAACUGAGUUGGUGGUGGAGGAUGUAUGCUAG